ACUAUAAAUUUUAAUGAUAGACUAUAUUUUUUUUAGUGGAAAUCAGCAUUCUAAAGUGACUAAAUGUUAUUAAAUUAAUAACUUGUUAUUAUGUAAAUACAUUUGUUCUUUAUUCGCACACUUAGUGUGUCGGAGAGAAACCUUUCUAAAAGCAACAAAAAAAUGCUGGGGCCGAGGAAAUCUAUCUUAAAGUCAAAUGAUUCACAUCAAAUUCAAAGUAACGCGCCAGAACAAGAGCGUAGUUUGUCCGCUAACCAUACAAUCAACAUUCUCAUGCCCGUUCAGCCAGGGGAAUUAAGCCAAUACACUUUCAACUGGUACCUGAGGUACAUCCACAAGCCCGGCUACUACAUCAACCUAUGUCAUGUGCCAGAGCUGAGCUUCAAGAUAAAGGCUGGGAUGUCCAACUCAGAAGUGUUGAACAUCAUGCAAGAUAUUGAUUUCAAAAUGGAAGAGCUAAAGAGAAUGUACGAGCAGCUUCUUAUCGAUAAUAAAGUCAUUGGCAGAUUUUUCCGUAUCAGCGGCCAUAGUAUUUGGAGUGCCAUUGUUGAGUUCAGCAAACUGAUACAAGCAGACAUGAUAGUGAUGGGCUCGGCAGUGAUGUCCCCUGACUUCUCGCGGGAUCUCAAGAACAUCGAGGUCAACCCGGAUGUCAGCAGCGUCACAAAGGAUGUCCUGAUGCACACGCUUCUGCCGGUCACUGUAGUCCGGCAGCCGGUUGAGUUGGCCGUCAUCUCAGCCAGAUGUUCAGGGGAAUCACAUGACCAUCUGUAGCUCGUCAAUGGAGUCACAUGACCAUCAAUAGCGCGUCAAUGGAGUCACAUAACCAUCAAUA
This is a messenger RNA of Physella acuta, 835 nucleotides long. RefSeq lists its product as uncharacterized. The record is from RefSeq and is a predicted model, not a curated record. Lineage: Eukaryota; Metazoa; Mollusca; Gastropoda; Physidae.